This is a messenger RNA of Callorhinchus milii (elephant shark), 5439 nucleotides long. It is a transcript of the gene glg1a, whose product is annotated as golgi glycoprotein 1a. The coding region runs from base 361 to 3369 and encodes 1002 amino acids. The transcript is spliced from 27 exons. The record is from RefSeq and is a predicted model, not a curated record. Gene Ontology annotation, cellular component: Golgi membrane. Gene Ontology annotation, molecular function: fibroblast growth factor binding. Lineage: Eukaryota; Metazoa; Chordata; Chondrichthyes; Chimaeriformes; Callorhinchidae.
CCGCCGCCGCAGCAGCAGCAGCUGUUGGCUCAACAGCCCAACGUCCAGGUUGCGCCGUUCCAGGUCCAGGAGCAGGCCGGGCCCCACGCCCAGGCCCCGAUCCACGCGCAGCCCCCGCGCAAGAACGUCUGGAGGAUCUCGGAGGACGCUCUGUGCCGCGAGGACGUGGCCCGCCUGUGCCCCAAGCACACCUGGCAGAACAACUUCGUGGUGCUCGAGUGUCUGCAGGACGUGCGGGAGGUGGAUGAUGAAAUCUCUUCUGGCUGCAACCAUCUCCUGUGGAACUACAAGCUGAACCUGACUACAGACCCUAAAUUUGAGGCUGCCGCUGGAGAGGUUUGCAAAAGCACGCUUAGCGAGAUGAAAGAGUGUGCCGAGCAGGAGCGAGGGAAAGGCUACAUAAUUUCUUGUUUGGUCGAUCACCGCGCAAACAUUUCCGAAUACCAGUGCCGGCAGUUUGUUACCAAAAUGACGGCCAUCAUAUUCAGCGACUACAAACUUAUCUGUGGCUUCAUGGACGCCUGCCGGAACGACAUCAACACCUUCAAGUGCGGCAGCAUUCGGCCUGGUGACAAGGAUCCCCAUUCACAAGGGGAAGUGGUGUCUUGUUUGGAAAGGGCUUUGGUGAAUGACGAAGAAACGGUUGCUGAACCCUGCAAAAAGGCAAUCCUGCGCGUGGCUGAACUCUCCUCAGAUGAUUUCCACCUGGACCGACAUCUAUACUUUGCCUGCAGAGAUGAUCGGGAACGCUUCUGUGAAGAUAUCCAAGGAGGCGAGGGACGAGUGUACAAAUGUCUUUUCAACCACAAGUUUGAGGAUGCCAUGAGUGAGAAAUGUCGUGACGCACUCACAACGCGACAGAAGUUGAUCGCCCAGGAUUACAAAGUGAGUUACUCCCUGGCCAAAGCCUGCAAGAGUGACCUACGCAAGUAUCGGUGCAACAUGGAAAACCUGCCCCGUUCCCGGGAGGCUCGACUGUCCUACCUGCUGCUCUGUCUGGAGUCUUCUGUGCACAGAGGCCGGCAGGUGAGUGGCGAGUGCCAGGGAGAGAUGCUGGAUUACCGCAGGAUGCUGAUGGAGGAUUUCUCGCUGAAUCCAGAGAUUGUCCUGGACUGCCGCAGCGAGAUCGAGGUGCAGUGUUCAGGCCUGCACCGGAAGGGCCGAACGUUGCACUGCCUGAUGAGGUUGGCACGAGGAGAUGAAGGCACCAUUGGGCAGAAGUGCCAGCAGGCACUCCAGACCUUAAUUCAAGAAACCGAUCCUGGGGCUGAUUACCGUAUCGAUAGAGCACUCAAUGAAGCCUGUGAAUCAGUCAUCCAAACAGCUUGUAAACAGAUUCGCAAUGGUGAUCCUAUGAUUCUGUCGUGUCUAAUGGAGCACCUGUACACUGAGAAGAUGGUGGAGGAGUGUGAGCAUCGCUUGCUGGAGCUGCAGUACUUCAUCUCUCGCGACUGGAAACUGGAUCCCAUUCUUUAUCGAAAAUGCCAGGGUGAUGCCGCCAGGCUGUGCCAUACCCACGGUUGGAAUGAGACCAAUGAGAUGCUGCCCCCCGGAGCAGUGUUUUCUUGCCUGUAUCGUCAUGCCUACCGAACAGAGGCACAGGGCCGCAGGAUCACAAUAUUGAAUAAUGGUGGGGGAGAGAGAGGUGUUUACACAUUAUCCCGGGACUGCAAAACCGAGAUUCAACGUGUUCUUCAUCAGCGAGCAUUGGAUGUGAAGCUGGAGCCGAUGUUACAGGAACGCUGCAUCAUAGACCUGGGGAAAUGGUGCAGUGAGAAGACCGAGGCAGGACAGGAGCUGGAAUGUCUCCAGGACCAUCUGGAUGAGUUGGGGGUGGAUUGCAGAGAUACAGUGGGGAACCUGACGGAGCUGGAGUCAGAGGAUAUUCAGAUUGAGGCUUUACUAAUGAGAGCUUGUGAUCCUGUCAUUCAAGGCUACUGCCAUGAGGUAGCGGAUAAUCAGAUCGACACCGGAGACCUGAUGGAUUGCUUGGUUCAAAAUAAACACCAGAAGGAGAUGAACGAGAAGUGUGCUGUUGGAGUUACACAUUUCCAAUUGAUUCAGAUGAAAGAUUUCCGCUUCUCGUACAAGUUUAAGAUGGCGUGUAAGGAGGACGUGCUGAAACUGUGUCCGAACAUCAAGAAAAAGGUGGAUGUGGUAAUUUGUCUGAGUACCACUGUUCGGAAUGACACACUUCAGGAUAAUAAAGAGCAGCGGGUCUCUGUGAAGUGUCGGAAACAGUUGCGUGUGGAGGAGCUGGAGAUGACUGAAGACAUUAGGCUGGAGCCUGAUCUGUACGUAUCUUGCAAAAGCGAUAUUGACAAGUACUGCCAGAAUGUACCAUUUGGAAAUGCACAGGUGAUCGAAUGUCUGAAAGAUGUGAAGAAAUUACUGGUUAAUCGUUGUCAUGACAAAGUCUUCAAAUUGCAAGAGAAUGAGAUGAGUGACCUCGAGUUGGAUUAUACCUUCAUGAGGGUCUGUAAGCAGAUGAUUAAGCGUUUCUGUUCUGAAGCUGACUCGAAAAACAUGCUGCAGUGUCUGAAACAGAAUAAGAACAAUGAGGCGAUGGACCCCAAGUGCAAGCAGAUGAUCACCAAGCGACAGAUCACGCAGAACACGGACUACCGUUUGAACCCAGUCCUGAGGAAAGCCUGCAAGGCUGACAUCCCCAAGUUCUGCCAAAGUGUUUUGAAUAAUGUUAAAGAUGGCAAAGAGUUGGAGGGUCAAGUUGUCUCCUGUCUAAAGCUCAAAUAUGCUGACCAGCGCUUAUCACCUGACUGUGAGGAUCAGAUCCGUGUGAUUAUCCAGGAAUCUGCCCUGGACUACAGGCUCGACCCACAGCUGCAGCUUCACUGUUCCAAAGAGAUUAACAAUUUGUGUGCUGAGGAGGCGGCAGCACAGGAGCAGACAGGGCAGGUGGAGGAGUGUCUGAAAAUCAACUUGCUGAAGAUCACAGGGGAGGGCUGCAAAAAGGAGGUGUUGAACAUGCUUCAGGAGAGUAAAGCUGAUAUCUUUGUGGACCCGGUACUUCACACAGCCUGUGCUCUCGAUCUCAAACACCAGUGUGCCUCCAUCCUACCUGGAAAGGGACGCCAAAUGUCCUGCUUGCUGGAGGCGUUAGAUGACAAGACAGUGAGGUUGCAGCCAGAGUGUAAGAGGAGAUUACAAGAUCGCCUGGAAAUGUGGAGUUAUGCUGCAAAGGUCGCCCCAGCUGAAGGAUUUGCAGAUUUAGCCUAUCAAGUGAUGACAUCUCCAUCCAAAAACUAUCUAAUGGCCUUGUUGGCGCUGGGAGUGUGUGUGUUAUUUCUGCUGGGGCUGACUUGUGGUAGGAUCACCAAACGAGUUACACGGGAGCUGAAGGAUAGGUAGAGCAAGGCAGGGUCAUGCCUUUGUACAGCCUCUGUGUAUAGUCUCCUUAAGUAAGAGCAGCAGACCCAAUCCGAUCCUUAAACUCUCUCACGAUUUGUUCUUCACAGAUUUCAACUACAAAAACAAAUGUGUGAGCAAACAGCUGCUGCAUCUGCUUCAGCAGGACUCCUCUCUUUAGUUUCCUGUAGACUUGGUUCCCAUUGUGUAUCUGAAUCAUGUUCACCCUGAUCAAACGUCUUACUGGUAGCAGUCUCAUCCAACAGAGAUUCUCACCAAUGGAAAAGGUAACUCUGCCAUAAACAGACCUCCAAAGAUUUGUACCCGUUCAAACAAGAUUGUAGGAUGUCUGCUUCAGCUUUGUUUGCGUUCUGUUUUGUUAUAAAGCUAACUGUACAAAACCCUACUUUCUUUCGCCGGUUAGAUUAAUCUCUUUGAGUUUUCUUUUGUGUGGGAGAGGGGUGAUGGGUGGUGAGCAUUGUCCUGCAUUAUAAGUCAUUGUCCGUCAUGUUUCCAGAUGUUAUGCGAUGUUGAGCCGUAAUGGUUAGAAGAAUGUUUCUGUGUGGCAGUCCCUGAGCUUGCAGGCAUUAAGGUUAAAAUUAACAUACUUACUAAAAAAAUUUUUAGCAUAAGGUCAAUUCCUAAUCUCUGUCGUCUUCAUCUUGUGCUUUGACAGUUCAGUCACAUAGUUGGCACCAGUUCACUUGUGCUACCUGGCAACAGGUUUCACAUUUCGUCUUUCUCAAUUGAAUGAAAAGGGAUCUUAAGGGACCAUCCGCUAGACUGGGCUCUGACUGUACAAACGGGUUUAUUUUUUUCCUCCUGUGAGCAAAUGAAGGUCAUGAUACGUUUCUUCCUCUGACAAGAUAGUGUAUCCCUUGUGAACCUAUAAUUUCUGUGUAAUCUGUAUUGGUGUGCGAUUUCUCACUUGCAUUCUGGCCACCAUGGUGUUGUGGGAUGAAAGCCCAACUGGCAGAAAGCUAGGCAUGAAAUUGUCAAGUUUAAGGUUAGUAGAACGAGUGAAUAUAAAAGUUACACACACACAGUGAUCCAUAACGAGGUCACGGACAAAUUCAGCGUUAAAACUUCCAUUCUGUACACUGAAUGCUAAUAUCUGAGAAGAAGCAACACUGAUUAAAAUAAAAACACACACACACAGGAACAAAUCCCGUGGCUGCGUUUUUUCAUUUUUGAAAGAAUUAUUUUUUUUGAACAAUUUCCAAACUUGCUCGUUGCCAGGAGCCCUUUUUCCGUAAACAAAUCUACACGAUCAGAAAUACAUAGUUAAUUUACACAAAAAGGAACUGGUGCUUGUCCCUUUCAGUUGGUCAUUGAGGGAAUCUCUUUUGGAUGCUAAAGCAGUGACCAGCACCAUUCCACUCUGUUGUAAAUCUACCCAUCGUCCUCAACACACGCUUCUGAACAGCAUUCACAAUAUGUACAUUUUUAAUACCGAUCUACUGCUAACAGAAGUCUCAUGCACAUUUUUUAAAAAUUAAAUCAUAGCCUUAUUUAUUGUUUACUAAUAAUCUCUAGCAGGGUCAUGGCCUGUAAUCAUGGACUCUUUCUGUUGCCUUCGAUUUAGUUCUGGUGUGGAUUUCCCUGGUCACGGCUUGGUGACUGUCAUUGUGCGGAGGGGCUGGCCUGCAUGUUGCAGACUUGGGAUUAUGCGUCUUUUUUUGUUUUCUUUUCAUUUCCUUUGUGUUAGGGGUGUUUAAAUUUUUUUAAUACAGAAUAUCUGUAGUGAAAUUGUGUACAGUGAGACUCCAAGCCAUUGGCGCCCUGUGUGUUGUACAGACAAACACAAAAAAAAUCGUGCGUUGUACUGCUAUAGGUGUCAAUGUCACUUUGAAGUAAAAAAUUUACAAACUUGACAAUUUUCGAACUGUCCAGUUUUGUAAAAAGAAAAAAAAAUUCUGUGUAUAAAAUCUGCUUCACGAUCGUACAAGAUACUUAUUUCAGAUCAUGCUGUGUAAUUUGAGAUGUUAAUGAAAUCCUAACAUACAAGCUUUUUUUGUUCUGUACAGAUGAAAUGGGAGAAUUUAUUAAUAAAAGGUCUGCAGGUUUUUAAAA